AUGCCUCUUCGCAACCCGGUCGUUAAGUACACUCAGCUGUUCAUCAACAACAAGUUUGUGGACGCCGUUUCCGGUAAAACAUUCCCGACGUACAACCCCGCCACUGGAGAAAAGAUUGCAGAUGUCCAAGAAGGAGACAAGGAAGACGUGGAAAAUGCAGUACGUGCUGCUAAGGCAGCUUUCGCCCGUGGUUCACCGUGGAGAACGAUGGACGCGUCGAACCGAGGGCGUCUUAUCCACAAGCUCGCUGACCUUAUCGAACGUGAUGUCGACUACAUUGCAAGCUUGGAAAGCUUGAACAACGGAAAACCGUAUACUAUGUCCAUGUUCGACGUCACUUAUAGCGUCGGUUGUCUGCGUUAUUGCGCCGGAUACAGCGAUAAGAUUCAUGGCAAGACUAUCGCCAUGGACGGUGAUAACUUCGGCUACACGAGACGUGAACCGAUCGGUGUGGUCGGCCAGAUCAUUCCCUGGAAUGUCCCUAUUAUGAUGCUUUCGUGGAAGAUAGGCCCAGCACUGGCCACUGGCAACGUAGUUGUGCUCAAGCCUGCCGAACAAACUCCUCUAACUGCUCUGUACAUCGCCAGUUUGGUCCUCGAGGCCGGUUUUCCACCCGGUGUAGUCAAUGUCAUUGCCGGCUAUGGCGAAACGGCAGGAGCUGCGAUUUCCCAAAGUAUGGAUAUCGAGAAAGUUGCUUUCACGGGCUCCACAGAAGUGGGCCAGCUCAUUCAGAAAGCUGCAGGAGAGUCUAACUGCAAGAAGGUCUCAUUGGAGCUAGGGGGAAAGAGUCCUCUCAUCGUAUUUCCUGACGCUGAUUUGGAUUUGGCAGCGCAAAUAGCGCACGAGGCCCUUUUCUUCAACCAGGGGCAGGUUUGCUGUGCAGCCACUCGAACAUUCGUCCAUGAAGACAUCUACGACAAGUUCGUGGCAAAAUCAGUUGAACUUGCAAGCAAGCGCGUGGUGGGAGACCCAUUCGACGAGAGAACCAUGCAAGGGCCACAGAUUGACAAGGUGCAGUUCGAAAAGAUCUUGAACUACGUCGCUGUUGGGCAGCGUGAGGGGGCCAAGCUAAAAUGUGGCGGGAAGCGCCUGGGACACAGAGGCUACUUCAUUGAGCCAACUGUGUUUUCGGACGUCACUGAUCACAUGACUAUAGCUCGAGAAGAGAUAUUCGGUCCAGUGCAGAACAUAUUGAAAUUCAGGACAACGGAAGAAGUCAUCCGGAGGGCGAACGAGACGACGUAUGGUCUAGCAGCGGGGAUCAUAACCAGGGACCUGGACACUGCGAACACGGUUGCGCAGGCCCUAGAAGCAGGAUCAAUUUGGGUGAAUACCUACAUGGCGAUCAGUCCUCAGGCACCGUUUGGUGGAUACAAGAUGUCUGGAAUUGGCCGUGAAAUGGGCGAAGACGGGGUGAUGGAGUACACGGAAGUGAAGACGGUCGUUAUCAAGCUCCCACAGAAGAAUUCGUGA
Ornithodoros turicata is the source of this 1473-nucleotide messenger RNA. Its product is annotated as aldehyde dehydrogenase, mitochondrial-like. The coding region runs from base 1 to 1473 and encodes 490 amino acids. The transcript is spliced from 12 exons. The record is from RefSeq and is a predicted model, not a curated record. Lineage: Eukaryota; Metazoa; Arthropoda; Arachnida; Ixodida; Argasidae. Gene Ontology annotation, molecular function: aldehyde dehydrogenase (NAD+) activity.